Molecule: messenger RNA, 3010 nt
Organism: Ilex paraguariensis (yerba mate)
Lineage: Eukaryota; Viridiplantae; Streptophyta; Magnoliopsida; Aquifoliales; Aquifoliaceae
Source: the annotation of a GenBank genome assembly
CUUCUCCUGGUCCUUUUUGAAGCGGGCAACCAACGACCUUCUCCUCCUACUACUUCUUCUUGUUCUCAUUAUGGUUGGACAAAAUCGUGGCUGAACUCUCCAUCACUAAGCGGGUUUGACGGAUUUUUUCUUUGUAACAACGAAAUGGGAAAGCAUUUCUGGAACAAACACGAUGAUGAUGAAUUUGAGGAUUAUCAUCCAAGCUGCAUGUGGGGAAUAAUUCAUGCUCUUGACUACCACCACUGGCACUCCAAUGUUAAAAGGUUGCUUCCCCAUAAAAAGAGAGUAGGGAGAAGACCUGUUAGUGGCAAUAAAAAUUCCAAAAUAAGAUUGAACGAUGAUUCUUGUGAAGUACAAAAACUUUUGGAUGAUGAAGCAAGUCAGUUCUUUGUCUAUCAGAGUCCUACAAAAUUGAGCUUAACCAAAAGGUUUCUCAAAGCUCGAAUUAAAGCAUUAAUUGCAGAAGAGAUCUCUAAGGAAGAGGGUCAUAAAAGACAGGGUCCUUCACAACCACAGUUGCAACGAACUUGCUCAAUCCAUCACCUAGAACCUUCAGACCUUGGUCUUGAUGAAAUAUGCAGUAACUUGAAACAUCCAGUUAUUUUCCUUGAGAAUAGUGCUGACAAUGGAGCUCCCAAGCCAUUUGCCUGCAGCAAACAAUUUGAUGUGUGCAGUACUAAGGAUACCGUGAACAUGGAGCCUUAUUGGCUUGCUGACAACCACAAAUUUUCUCCAGAGAAGGACAAGAAAGCAAAGGAAAUCCCAGAAAACCAGAAGCUCAAGAAAACUAUGAAGCUCGGUUCGCAUCACCAGCGUAAAAUGUAUGCGGAUGUUCUGGAAAUUUAUAUGGUGAACAAGGAUUUAUUCUUAAAAAGUUUACAAGACAGAGAUGAUGGAGAUUGUUCCCAGAGUUUGCAGUCUUCCUAUAGGAGAGCAAGAUUAAACAGAUCAGGGUCAUUUCCGAUGGCUGAUUUGGCAAACCGCAGAAACCUUAGGCCUAGUAAACUUAAACACAAGCAGAAUGAAAUUUGGUCUUUAUCAAAAGGAGAGAAGUCCCUUGCUGGUACUCAAGUGCCAAAGUUUGCUUCAUCCAAGUUUUCAGAAAUAUUUAGGACAAAUUCAGGGCUUCUGACGGCUGAUGGUAGUGGAGGCAACCUGCUAAAUCAGGAAAAAUGCUCUGUAUCUUUGGAUUCAACGCAGGAAUUGGAUAAACAAGGAAAUAAUGAAUUGAUCAUUCAUUUACGAGAUACCAAGCAGAGAGCACUUCCAGUCGAUGGGGGAAAAACCGAGAGCGGCUGUGCCUCCCUGAAUCCACCUCUCGGAAGAAUUCCUAAUGGAUACAGCCCUUCUAAUGGUGACAAAGAAAUGGCUGAAAGAUGUGAGUAUAGUUCAAGUUCUCUUGAAACUGAUGGUUCCAUCUAUGAUCUUAGGAAGAGCAUGCUCACUCACAGAAGAACAUCAUCUCUAAAUGAAUCACUGGAUAAAUAUUCACGGUUGUUUGAGUACACUUUCAGCAGGGAGCCCAAUCGGCAUCACUCUAGAAGCUUAAGUUUGAUGAAUGAGUAUGAGAUUCCAUCAGGUGGACAUGCUCCAAUGUCCUUCACAAGGAUUCGCUCUCUGUCUCAAGUGGAGUCUUAUUACUGUUUUCAUCAGAAUGAGGUAUCUCAUGAUGGUCAUGUCUCAGAAAUGCCAAUUAGCACAGUUUUGGAUAUCAGUGAAAUAGCUGAAAGUGAGAGUCAGGAUGAACCAAGGCUAGCAAGUCUUCCUACAAGUACCAAGAUGUAUGAAACACCAAAUCCUAAUGAACAGACAGAAUCCUUAAAUUAUAAAUUAGAGAGGAAUGAUAGUUCAAGAAUGGAAUACUUAGCCAGCUCAAAAGUGGGAAUAGCGGAAGAGGGUACUCCUACUAUAGAUGGCUUUACUGAGGAAGUGGAUGAGCUAGCUGUUGAAGAAAGAGAUUCUCACAAAGAAGGGGACAUGACUUUCACAGAGAUGGGUAAUGAUGAGCUUCGCCCUACAGAUAUUUCAGUCUCAGAAGGUUUAGACUUUGGCUGCAAUUUUUUGGAAGAGAAGGAAUUGCCUCUUAACUCAAAAAAGAAGUCCGGCACAGAUUUUCUGUCACGGUCUGAUACCAUUGUAAACCUUGAUGAGAGUUUCGAACAUGCAAAGAAGAUUUCUAUGAAUUACAGGCAUAUUGAGCUACAUUCGAAAGAAGAUGCUCACCUGAUGUACGUGAGACAUGUUCUUGAGCGAUCAGGCAUCAUUGGAAAUGGUUUGCUUGGAACAUGGAACUCCUCUGACCAGGCAUUAGACCCUUCAGUGUUUGAGGAAGUAGAAGCUUGUUGGUCCAUUGAACCAGAAUGCUCUGGAGAGGACAUGUGUUCCAGUUGUUAUCGCAAUAACAUAUUCGAUUUAGUGAAUGAGGUGUUACUACAGGUAUUUGACAGAUCAUUUACAUACUACCCAAAGUCCUUGUCCUCCACUUGCCGUGUUCAUUCAAUGCCCAUGGGCCACCAUAUCCUUGAGGAGGUCUGGGCAAGCAUUGGCAAGUCUCUAACCUUGAAACCAGAGUUAGACCAGACUAUGGAUUGUAUUGUGGCUCGAAAUUUGGCAAAAGAUGAUGGCUGGAUGAACCUUCAGUUGGAAUCUGAAUGGGUGGCACUUGAGCUGGAGGAUAUAAUUUUUGACGAACUGCUGGAAGAAAUUAUAUCUUCAUGAUAUAUAUCAUUGAGGCAAGAUCAAGUUGCAUCUUCAUCAUCCUCUUCUUCUAAUAUCCAGGCCGGUGUUGUACAUACAAAUUUUGGAUCAGCUUCAUUCUUUGUAAUUAAUGUAUUUUCCUUAGGUGGCUUUUUGACAAUCAUUUGAGAGCAAUAAGUGAAUGAAGAAAAAAAUAUAUAGGAAAUGUGCUUCUUUUAUAGUUGUGUAAGUGUGAGAUAGCUGCCUGCCAGAGUCAGGGAAUGGGAGUUCUUUCCAACAGAAACUAUAUAAUGUAUCAAAUUAAAGUGGUUAG